This is a messenger RNA of Tilletiaria anomala UBC 951, 850 nucleotides long. RefSeq lists its product as uncharacterized. The transcript has a single exon. The record is from RefSeq and is a predicted model, not a curated record. NCBI's taxonomy places the organism in Eukaryota, Fungi, Basidiomycota, Exobasidiomycetes, Georgefischeriales, Tilletiariaceae. The coding region runs from base 243 to 752 and encodes 169 amino acids.
CCUUUGCCCGCUUGGCCUUGUAAGCAGGAGCACCUUCCUCGAGAACGAUGCAGUCACCGUAGAUCCUAAUAAUCUUUUCGACUGCCUGGGCCAAGAGGCCUUAGGUGAUGUUGAAAUAUCCUUGAUUAUUUAAGCCUUUCUUGCCCUUUUGCCAAGCCGUCAUCUUGCCGGUCUGCUCAUGCCAGGUACUGUAUGGGAAGACCAAUGACGAUUUGAAGCCUUUGCCGACUGCAGUCCAGUACAUGCCUUUGUAUCUCACACCAGGGAGCGAUUUGCGUAUAUUCUGGCUCUUUUACUUCUCUUCUAGGCGCAUGUUGACUUUGGAGACCGGGUGUACGCUAACUUCAAAUGACGCUUCGGGCGUGAAGAGGGAUCUUGUCGAAGUCAGUGGCUUGACUCUCUACUAUCCACAGUCUCCUGUCUUUGAUGCUCUUCGGACAAAGGCAGUGCUUCUUCACAUACUUAGCCCAAGUCAGCCUGUGCUUUUUGAGAAGUCUCUAGAGGGUGAAAAUGGGAUACAUCGUUGGGAUAUUCUUGGCCCAUGCGCUUGCAAGUCUCCCCCCACCGGCAGUAUCCGCAGUGGUCCCAGCAUGCAAGCUUUGCCCUUGCACUCAUCCCUCUCAGUGAAUUUGCGUGGACUGCCAGACCGCGGAAGAUCACUUCUUUUAUCGUGUUCGCGAUCUUUCUUGACGAGCGCUGGUACAGUCGAGAGGUUGGCGUGGACGUGCUGCGAAGCAUCUCUUUGCGAAUGAGCUUUUGCAUUCUUGAGGAUCUUACCGCGGGUUCCAGUGGAGGAGUGCGGCUCACUGGAGACGCAAAAACGUCCAAAUCGUUCUCUUCGGAGCCUGGA